AUGUCUGCUCCAUCUCCCCAAACCGAACGAGUCGGUCCAUCUACCUUGAUUACUGUCAAGGUGGUUUACAAUGAUAAUACUCGACGGUUUAAAGUCCCUUUGAGAGAUCUCGGGGCCCAUGUUCUUCCCCAGAAGCUCCGACUGCUCCUUGGCGUCCCGGCGGAUGUCAACGUCAUCUUUGAACGCUAUUCCGACAGCGCCGGCUGCUUCGUUCGUCUGGACUCUGAGAACGUGGCGGUCUACAAGCAACUUUACCGCGCCGCCAAAGCCAAAUUGAAAAUCCGUAUCAAAGCUACUGCGGAGAACGACACCUCAUCCCAGCCAGCACCACAAGACAACUUCGCAGAGGAACCAAGCCCGGCGAGAUAUAGUUAUCUGGAAACAGUUUUGAGCUCUCCACUCCCUGUAGCUCAAGACGAAACCAUGCCCAGCACCGCUUCUAGCUCGUCCCCAAGUCAAAAUGACACUAACCAGGCUGCUCUAGCCGACUCCCACCCUCGCUACAGGGACUUUAUGUUGAGCCAGGACAACCUCAGCCUCCCAGUUGUGUCGCAUAAGUCUCCCAGUGGAUUGUUCUGUAUUGACUGCAACCAUUGUGGUCGCUCUAUCCCCAACGAGCACUACCACUGCAGCAUCUGCGCGGAUGGCGACUACGACUUGUGCCUGCAGUGUGUCGACGCAGGAGUUUCAUGCCAGGGUAAGGAGCAUUGGUUGAUCAAGCGACUCGUCGACGACGGCGUGGUCACCAACAGUACCACCGAAAUGUUUGUUUCCCGGAAGCCUCAGACUCAGGAGACUGAGAAGCCUAUUUCCGAGCCUGUCCCCGAGCCUGUUUCGGAAAAGGCCUCGGAAUUCCCCGCAGCACCCUUUCCCAAGGUUGAAGAGCGCAUCUGCAACUCCUGUCUCAAAGAUUUUGAUGAAACCAAAAUCGUCACGUGUGGUGACUGUGAGGACUAUGAUCUCUGCAUCACUUGUCUCCUUAAGGAUCAGCAUGGUCAUCAUCCUGGCCACACAUUUUCGCUCCUCUGCGAUCGCAAGUUCUGCUUGAAGGGUCUGGUUAUGGCCCGCUGCAGUCCAGGCCGCCGCCAUCAACAUGCGGCCAUUUGCGACGGCUGUGAAUCCGGCAUUGUUGGCGUGCGUCACAAAUGCCUGACUUGCCCUGAUUGGGACUACUGUUCGGAAUGUGUGACAAACUCCUCGCAAAAUCAUCCAGGCCAUCGGUUUGUUCCUAUCUUCGACACAAUUUCCGAGCCUCCUCAGCAGCAUGAAGUCCACUAUGGCAUCCUCUGUGAUGGCCCCCUUUGCAAGAACAGACCCGCCCCUGGAUACAUUUAUGGCACUCGCUACAAGUGCUCCGUGUGUUAUGAUACCGAUUUCUGUGCGAAAUGCGAGGCACUUCCAAAUAACACGCACAACCGCACUCACCCGAUGGUCAUGUUUAAGACACCCGUUCGCAGUGUGACUGUAAGCACCGUGAAUGAGACUGGCCCUGCCGGUUCGUCGGUUGUGCUGGGUGAUCCAGUCCAAAAGUCUACCUCCACACAGGUUUAUGCUCCAGUCGAAAAGGAAGUGCCAGAAGAGCCAAGAACGGUGGCGGUUGAGCCAAGCAUGCCAGUGGAAAAAGCUGCCCCGGUACAGGAAAAAGAGAAGCCAAAUCAACCCAAGGCCAUGCCGGUCUCGGAACAGUCAACCGACUACCAGGCUUUCUUCAUUCGGGAUACCGUUCGUGAUGGGAGCAUACUACCCCCGAACCAUGUGUUCCAGCAGACGUGGACGCUCUACAAUCCGGGACCUCUUGCAUGGCCCGCCGAUAGUGAAGUACGUUUCGUAGGCGGUGACUCCAUGUUCAAUGUGGACACGGAGCACCCCUCCAGCCUUGCAUCAAUCACGGCUGCGAUGAAGAGCAACGGGCUGUCGGCUCCUUUGGAACCUGGACAGAGUGCUGAUUUUACCGUAACACUCAAGACACCCAACCGGCUGGGGGUUGCAAUUUCAUAUUGGCGACUCAAACUCUCGGAUGGCAUGCCUUUUGGACAUCGUCUCUGGUGUGAUGUUCAGGUGCAGACUGAUGCACCUGCCCCUACCGCUGUUGAACCUGAAAAGAAGGAGACCCAAGAAACUCCCAAGACCCAGGAGGCUGAAACCAGUCGAAGCUGUAUGAUCUUCCCUACAUUGGACAAAGAAUCUCCCGUAACGAGCACUCACGAAGCGAUGGAAGGUGCGCCAUCCGCUCCGUCUGUGACCAACCCAUCCGAGGGAGACAUUUUCGAGGACGUCGAGAGCCUCACCCUCGAGGACAACGACACGGAAGCUGGUUUCUUGACUGACGAAGAGUAUGAUGUACUCGACGCCAGCGACCAAGAAUUCUUGGAGGCUAAACAGAAUAAUUCCCCUUGGCCAGCCACCAUGGGAGGCCUGUUGAAGCUCGCCAUCGUGGCUGUCCUGGUGGCCACGCUGUACCGCCCAGUGUCCUGGCGACUGACCAUGACAGGGAUUUUCAACAAGCCAGCCAAGAUGAUGCUUGUGGAGGGCCAGAAUCUGUUCAAGAUCGAGGAUACGAUACAUUGUGAAGAUCUGCAUCAUUAUAAGCCUGCCAACAAACUUUUUACCGCUUGCGAGGACUCGAUCGUGCCUCGUUUUGAAUGGUUCCCACCUCUUGCGCUUUUCAAGAAGCCUACCGAGACAACCGGUUCGAUCCAUGUUAUUGAUCCCAAGACGUUGAAAUCGACCCGACUCGCGUAUGAGAACUUCGGGGGCCCUUUUGUAACACACGGAAUCGAUGUCAUCCAAGACCCUAACCAGGUCGAUGCUGUUUACAUCCUUGCAGUCAACCAUCUUCCUAACCCUGAAUACUAUCAAGAUGUUCCCCGUGGAGGAGAUGUCCCCAAAGCCCGCUCUCAGGUCGAGCUUUUUCAUCAUGUCCUAGAGUCAGACAUGAUCAAACACGUUCGCUCCAUCCGUCAUCCGUUGAUCACAACGCCCAACGAUAUCUAUGCUGAGAGCUCGUCUUCUUUCUACGUUACAAAUGACCAUGUAUACCGCGAAGGCAUCAAACGUAAGGUCGAAGAUUAUAUCCCAUUAUCCACAUGGACCAACAUCAUCCAUGUCGAGAUGAACAGCCUGAGCUCCAUGGAUGCAGUGUCCGAUAUUGAUGCUUCAGUGGCCUUGACCGGUUUGUACAACAAUAAUGGUCUCGGACAUAACCCAUCAGGAGAGAUUAUCAUUACUUGCGCGAUGGGGGGUGCCUUUUACCGUGCGCAAUCAAACAGCAACAACCACACGAUCUCUAUCCUAGAGAAGAUUCCGCUGGACCAUGCGAUCGACAACCCUACCUACUACGAGGAUCCGUAUCGCACUGAGUCGCACGAUGCAAGUGGCUACUUAUUUGGUGGACUUGCACGACCUAUCGAUGUGGCCAAAACCGUCACUGAUCCGGCGGGAACGGAAUCAGUGAUGGUGUGGCAUGUACAGCCCAAUGGAACGGACGAAAAGGGGGUCACCAAGUGGAAAAGACGCCUGAUCUUUGAAGAUGAUGGGUCAACCAUCCGGGGCGCCAGUGCAGCUCUUCUGAUCCCGAUUGAGCCGCAGUCUGAGGGGGAGAAGAAAGCAAUGCUUUUCGUGACGGGAUUCUUGUCGGCAAGUAUGAUCGCAGCCGAGAUUGAUUUGUAG
Messenger RNA from Aspergillus wentii DTO 134E9, 3669 nucleotides. RefSeq lists its product as uncharacterized. Gene Ontology annotation, molecular function: zinc ion binding. NCBI's taxonomy places the organism in Eukaryota, Fungi, Ascomycota, Eurotiomycetes, Eurotiales, Aspergillaceae. The transcript is spliced from 7 exons. The record is from RefSeq and is a predicted model, not a curated record. Bases 1 to 3669 code for a protein of 1222 amino acids.